Messenger RNA from Hirsutella rhossiliensis, 354 nucleotides. RefSeq lists its product as uncharacterized. The record is from RefSeq and is a predicted model, not a curated record. NCBI's taxonomy places the organism in Eukaryota, Fungi, Ascomycota, Sordariomycetes, Hypocreales, Ophiocordycipitaceae. Bases 1 to 354 code for a protein of 117 amino acids. The transcript is spliced from 2 exons.
AUGGUUCGCUUCGCUUUCACCGCCGUUCUGCUUUUUGGCGUUUCUGCUCUCGCUGGCCAGGCUGGCAAUGUCGCAGCCCAGAAAAAUGCUGCAGCUCAGCAGCAAAAAGCCGCCGCUGGCGCUGCCAACCAGGCCAGCGGCGCUGGUGACAACAAGGUCGGCGCAGGGCAGGCCAACCAGUUCAUCACCGGCCCAUGUGCAUCCAAGGCAGACUGUGCCUCGGGAUGCUGCACUCAGAGGAACGGCAAGGUUGAGUGCGCGGCUCCUGGAGCACUUGGUGUUAAGGACAAGGCCAACGACCCGAAGUGCAACGCCAAGGCCGGAGGUCGGGCGGCUAAGCGCCUGAGGGUUUGA